AUGGUGGAUAACUACCAGGAAUGUGCUUUCACCUGUCACCUCAGCUCCCCUACAGCAUCCCCCUGCAGCAUCCCCCCUACAGCAUCCCCCCUGCAGCAGCUCCCCUACAGCAUCCCCCUGCAGCAUCCCCCUACAGCAUCCCCCCGCAGCAGCUCCCCUACAGCAUCCCCCUGCAGCAGCUCCCCCUGCAGCAGCUCCCCACAGCAUCCCCCUGCAGCAGCUCCCCUACAGCAUCCCCUGCAGCAGCUCCCCUACAGCAUCCCCCUGCAGCAGCUCCCCUACAGCAUCCCCCUGCAGCAGUUCCCCUACAGCAUCCCCCUGCAGCAGCUCCCCUACAGCAUCCCCCCUUCCACUGGCUCCCUUACAGCAUUCCCCCUGCAGCAGCUCCCUACAGCAUCCCCCCUGCAGCAGCUCCCCUACAGCAUCCCCCUACAGCAGCUCCCCUACAGCAUCCCCCUGCAGCAGCUCCCCUACAGCAUCCCCCCUGCAGCAGCUCCCCUACAGCAUCCCCCUGCAGCAGCCCCCUACAGCAUCCCCCCUGCAGCAGCCCCCUACAGCAUCCCCCUGCAGCAGCUCCCCUACAGCAUCCCCCUGCAGCAGCCCCCUACAGCAUCCCCCUGCAGCAGCUCCCCUACAGCAUCCCCCUGCAGCAGCUCCCCUACAGCAUCCCCCUGCAGCAGCUCCCCUACAGCAUCCCCCUUCCACUGGCUCCCUUACAGCAUUCCCCUGCAGCAGCUCCCCUACAGCAUCCCCCCUGCAGCAGCUCCCCUACAGCAUCCCCCUACAGCAGCUCCCCUACAGCAUCCCCCUGCAGCAGCUCCCCACAGCAUCCCCCUGCAGCAGCAGCAUCCCCCUUCCACUGGCUUCCUUACAGCAUUCCCCCUGCAGCAGCUCCCCUACAGCAUCCCCCCCCAGCAGCCCCCCCAGCAGCAGCCCCCUACAGCAUCCCCCUGCACAGCCCCCUGCAGCAUCCCCCUGCAGCAGCCCCCUGCAGCAUCCCCCUACAGCAGCCCCCUACAGAAUCCCCCUACAGCAGCCCCCUACAGAAUCACCCCUACAGAAUCACCCCUACAGAAUCACCCCUACAGCAGCCCCCUACAGCAGCCCCAUAGCAGCAGCCCCCUACAGAAUCCCCCUACAGCAGCCCCCUACAGCAUCCCCCCUGCAGCAGCCCCCUACAGAAUCCCCCCCCUGCAGCAGCCCCACUGCAGCAGCCCCCUACAGCAUCCCCCUUCCACUGGCAUCCCCCUACAGCAGCCCCCUACAGCAUCCCCCUGCAGCAUCCCCCUACAGCAGCUCCACUGCAGCAGCCCCCUACAGCAGCCCCCUUCAGAAGCCCCCUACAGCAGCCCCCCGACAGCAGCCCCCUACAGAAUCCCCCUACAGAAUCCCCCUACAGCAGCCCCCUACAGAAUCCCCCUACAGCAGCCACCCUACAGAAUCACCCCCCAGCAGCCCCCUAUAGCAGCCCCCUCCCCAGCAGCCCCCUACAGAAUCCCCCUACAGCAGCCCCCUACAGAAUCCCCCCAGCAGCAUCCCCCUACAGCAGCCCCCUACAGCAGCCCCCUGCAGCAGCAGCCCCCUACAGAAUCCCCCCUACAGCAGCCCCCUACAGAAUCCCCCUCCACAGCAGCCCCCUACAGCCUACAGAAUCCCCCUACAGCAGCCCCCUACAGCAGCCCCCUACAGAAUCCCCCUACAGCAGCCCCCUACAGAAUCCCCCUACAGAAUCCCCCUACAGCAGCCCCCUACAGAAUCCCCCAGCAGCAGAAUCCCCCUACAGCAGCCCCCUACAGAAUCACCCCUACAGCAGCCCCCUACAGCAGCCCCCUACAGAAUCACCCCUACUGCAGCCCCCUACAGAAUCCCCCUACAGCAGCCCCCUACAGAAUCCCCCUGCAGCAUCCCCACUGCAGCAGCCCCCUGCACAGCACAGCAGCCCCCUGCAGCAUCCCCCUGCAGCAUCCCCCUACAGCAUCCCCCUUCCACUGGCUCCCUUACAGCAUUCCCCCUGCAGCAGCCCCCUGCAGCAUCCCCCUACAGCAGCUCCACUGCAGCAGCCCCCUACAGCAGCCCCCUACAGAAUCCCCCUACAGCAGCCCCCCUACAGAAUCCCCCUACAACAGCCCCCUACAGAAUCCCCCUACAGCAGCCCCCUACAGAAUCCCCCUACAGCAGCCCCCUAUAGCAGCCACCCUACAGCAGCCCCCUACAGAAUCCCCCUACAGCAGCCCCCUACAGAAUCCCCCCUACAGCAGCCCCCUACAGAAUCCCCCUACAGCAGCCCCCUACAGAAUCCCCCUACAGCAGCCCCCUACAGAAUCCAGCAGCCCCCUACAGAAUCCCCCUACAGCAGCCCCCUACAGAAUCCCCCUACAGCAGCCCCCUACAGAAUCCCCCUACAGCAGCCCCCUACAGCAGCCCCCCCCUACAGAAUCCCCCUACAGCAGCCCCCUACAGAAUCCCCCUACAGCAGCCCCCUACAGAAUCCCCCUACAGCAGCCCCCUACAGAAUCCCCCUACAGCAGCCCCCUACAGCAGCCCCCUACAGCAGCCCCCCAGAACUACAGCAGCCCCCUACAGAAUCCCCCUACAGCAGCCCCCUACAGAAUCCCCCUACAGCAGCCCCCUACAGAAUCCCCCUACAGCAGCCCCCUACAGCAGCCCCGUUGCAGCACUUGUGCACCAAGAGAAAGGAAUGAAUUCAACUUCACAUAG
This is a messenger RNA of Oncorhynchus gorbuscha (pink salmon), 2718 nucleotides long. RefSeq names its product proline-rich extensin-like protein EPR1. The record is from RefSeq and is a predicted model, not a curated record. The transcript has 3 exons. Bases 1 to 2718 code for a protein of 905 amino acids. Lineage: Eukaryota; Metazoa; Chordata; Actinopteri; Salmoniformes; Salmonidae.